Molecule: messenger RNA, 3616 nt
Organism: Mugil cephalus (flathead mullet)
Lineage: Eukaryota; Metazoa; Chordata; Actinopteri; Mugiliformes; Mugilidae
Exons: 4
Coding region: 853-1809 (318 amino acids)
Molecular function (GO): protein binding
Source: RefSeq, a predicted model, not a curated record
CACCCCUGAUCUGGUAACAAAGGGGGAGGUUGAGGUAGGUCACCUUACAUUUCGCUACCCUUAAUUUCUUUUUUCCUUCCCUGCAUGCAGUGUCUAGAAAUACCUUACUUCUAGACACUGUGUGUGAGAUUCUAUUAUUUCAAGUAUCACAAAGUAUGCUUUCUCAUUCUAAAAAUAGAAUGAAGGGACGAGCUAGGACACACAAUUUUUAGCACGCCCUAUAAAAGCUCUGCACCUUUCGUCAUCAAUCAUUCGUGCCGAAGUUGCUCGGCCUGUGUGCACACUUUGGUUCGCAAAAGCACUGAUUUCUGUUGUUUUCUGGUUCACAAUUAAAAAAAAUAAAAGAUGAGAUGAGGUUCAGUGAUUGGACCGCAGUUGUUUAGUGCAUGAGACAUUAGAUCGAGUAGAAGUGAGUAGGUGAAAUGUAAAAUAUGUAAAUUUAACACUUUUCCCAGACAAAAUUCAGAAUGACCUUAACUAGCAAGACUGCAAAAACUGUGACUUUAGCAAUGAAAAGAGGGCAAAUGUGAUGGGAUGUUUUAGUGGUAAGAAAAGUGACUUGAAACAUUUUAGUAGUGUUAGCACAUGCUGAUGUGGAAUUUAUUAAUGAAAACUUCCUGAUAUGGGAGCCAGCAGGCAGGUGUGGACACUCCUGUUUUCCUCCACCCCUCACCUGACCACUCCUUUAUAAACUUCGGAAGCAGAGUGCAGACGAGAGAGUGAGACGACUGGUCAUGCAUUGCGAACAACCUGCGAGAUCAACACAGUUUGCGAUAACCUGCACAUGGUGUAGCCCAAAAGGCAGGAGAAUAUAUGUUCCACCUUCCUGGAUAAACACACGGACCGUGCUUUAUGUCUGUCAGUGAGAAGCAGAUCCUGCAGCGGCUGGCUGUUCUGGUGGUGUGCCAUGGCUUAGCAGCGGGCCAGAUCAACUCGCAUUACUUCCCGGUCCAAAGACCUAUGUCCUGGAUAGCAGGCCGGGAGUUCUGUCAGAAUCACUAUGUGGACUUCGCCGUCCUGAGCUCAGAGGAGCAAUAUUUCACUCUCCUCAAGGCCAUGCCGACAAACAAAGUGAACUUUUGGCUUGGCCUGAAAUACCAGAACACCUCGGACGACUGGAAGUGGGUGGACGGGGCAGAGCUUGGCUACCAGCGCUGGAACAGGAAAAACCAAGAGGGCUGCUGUGCAACUUUGAAAACCAAGAUGGAGAAAGACGAGAAGCUGCUGGCUCGCCCUUGUACGGAGUUACACAUGAUUGUCUGCCAGGGUCCUGUGUCCCCACUGUCAGUGUCAGUGGACUCUGUGGGAACUGACCACGUGAAUCUCAGCUGGAACGUCUCCGCCUUUAUGCAGAUGACGCAACACGGUUACAACGUGACUGUCAACGGCCGCGCACAUGAGAUGCUCCGGUACAGUGGCUCUGCCUUCAUGAACAUCAGCAUCAGCAACCUCACUUCAGCCACGGAGCACAACAUCGAGGUUUCUGCUUUUGUCGUUAGGCCUGACAACGUUACCGGUGAAAAGAGGAUCCUUCAGAGUGACCCUACAACUUUACAAGUCACAACAGAAGGAGUCUUGGCUGCCCCUUAUGAGCCAAACAGCAUCAUCACCAUCUUUCUGAAGACGCUCAAGCUUGUGUCUCUGGUCCCUCCGCUGUUGGUCCUUUAUCACAUCAUGAAAAAAGCAAUGUCACCGUACUUGUAUCCAGAUGAUUCCAAGGACUCAGAUCUCAAAGUGUCGUCGCUGAAGCUCAUAGUCGAGGAGACGGUUGUCGAAGUGAUCCCAACCAGAACCAGAGGAUUCGGUUAAAAACAGAGGAAGAAAGAUGCAAAGACUGAAUUCAUAGAAGUGGACACAACUGGUCAGAUUAACGGAAACUAGGGUUUGAGAAUGACAGUAAUGACGUUAUUCAUGUAUUCAUUCAUAUAUAUAUAUAUAUAUAUGUGCUUGCUUCAUCUGGUGUUGAUGUCUCCUAAACUGACCUGAGUUUUUUCACUACUCCCAGAAAAUGGUCACAAGCUGAGGCUUGGCCAUUUUUAGUCAUAAGCCAUAAUGUUAUAAGCCAUAACGUGUGCUGCCACUGCACUCUAUAGAAACCACUGGGCUGUAACGUGCAACCUAUGUGUCAGGAUUUUCUGGGCAGAGAGUGUUUUUUUUUUUUUUUCAUUGGGGCAGUUACAGUUAAAAGCAAUUUGAGCAACAACAGAGCUAGAAAUAAGCUAGAAAGCUUUGCUUCUUAUUGUCGGUGCAUAUUAAAACAAAUGUCAGUAGCAAUGUCUGUAUUGCGCAAAACAGAAAUGAACUGGUGAGCUUUCCGUCAGUCAGUUUGACAUUUAUAAAAAAUAGUAAUAGUAAUACUUUACUGUAGAGCAAAAGUUUACUAUAAUAGAGAAACAGAUGCUUGUUUCCAUCUGUCUCCACACAUCUGUAGUAUUUGAAAGCAUUGACGACAACAGGAAAGUAUUUUUGUCAUUUUCUGUGUCAUUUUUUUUCUUUUUUUUUUCUUUUUUUUUUUACUAAAAGUGCCAGACCUGCUUUAGGUUUAUUUCAGAAAUAAUGUGUCAGUUGCAACUCAUCGCAGUCUGAGCAAAUGCGUUAGUAUGUAGCAACAGAAUGAAGCACCACACAGAUGACUGGGGUGUGGACUUGUGACCUACAUCGUGAGGCCUUGUUCAGUAUCACACUGUAAUGUGUGGUAAAUGUACCUGGACGUGUUAAUUAAGUGUUAAUUAAGUUAGAUUUAUUGUUAAACUGUAGGUGGCAGAGUUUGCAACGUCCGUUGACUGCAGCUGCGAAUUAAUCAUCAGUAGGAAGGACGUGCAUAAUAAUAGCUACCGUAUCGUUUUUAUUUUUAUUUAUUUAUUUAUUUAUUUAGUUAUUUAUUUAUUUGUUUCCUUGACACUUAACACAGGGAGUCACCAAUCAGUCUAUGUCCAAGGUUGAUUAAUGUGAAUUGGGUGAGAUUUACAGCUAAGAACUGUAUCUAAUGUCUCCAGAUGUUAAAAUGCAUCACAGCUUUAUUUGAUAAAGCUGAAACAUGUAAAAGAGUACUGGUCAAAUCGUGAAGACACAUGAUAUAAAAGUAUAUUUUUUUUAUUUUGCAUGUUGAUUUUAUUUUUUUUAAAAUUACAUUUAAAAAAUAUUUAUUAUUUUUUCUUUGUUUUUGUUGGAUACAGUAUUUUUUUUAUUAUUAUUAUUUUGUCCCCGGGUCUUUUGGUGCAUGCGUGACUACUGUCCAUGCGGGUUCUGCAGUGCUGCUGCACAUUCUCAAGUGUCUUAAGUCUUAAGUGUCACAUGAUCAGGCCUUGUGUGCUGUUUUUUGGAGCUGGAGCAAAUUUUAACCUUUCAAGGAGAUAUUUCUCAGCUAGUCUAAAAACUAGCGUAAAACAUGCCAAGCGAUUACUUAGGGGACUAAUGUGAAAAAAAAAAGUGAAUUUCAAGUUCUCAACCCCUUUAGUUUUGAAGCUCUGUGAUGCAUUUAGAAUAUUACAAUCUACACUACUUUCUCUGUUAGACAACACUGAAGUAAAAAUAGAAAUGUGCUUUAAGGAACUUUUUGCAUUCUUUGGCGGCUGUUUAUGUAACCAAUUGUCAUAAAUAAAAACUGAAUGAAAAA